AUGACCGUGGACCUGAGGAUGACCGAGUGCGACCAGAAGGGCCGCGUGGAUCGCAGCCGAUCUCCACGGAAGGCCAACGUAGUGGCACAAGACGACGAGGCAGAGUUAUUGGACGGACACAGCGGAGAGGAAAUCUUCAUGGACAAGAGCUCGAAGACGGGUUACACCUACGAUGACAUCAUUUGCCUGCCUGGCCAGAUCUCGUUCGGCGUUCACGACGUGACCCUGGAGUCCAACUUCACCAAGAAGAUCACGUUGAAGACGCCCCUCGUCUCCAGCCCCAUGGACACCGUUACCGAGGCCAGGAUGGCGAUCGGCAUGGCCCUGGAGGGCGGCAUCGGCGUCAUCCACAACAAUAUGUCCAUUGAGGACCAGGUAGAAGAGGUGACAAAGGUCAAGAAAUACAAGAGCGGUUUCAUCACUGACCCCAUCUGCGUGAAGCCGACCACUGCGCUUGCAGAGCUGGACGAGGUGCGGUCGACGUGUGGUUUUACGGGCUUCCCGGUGACUUCGGAUGGCAGGAUGGGGUCCAAGCUGCUCGGGUUGGUGACCCGCCGCGAUUGCGACUUCGUCAGCGACCGCAGGGGCACCUCCGUCAGCCAGGUCAUGACCAAAGUGGACGAGCUGGUGACGGCCGAGGAGGGCGUGGAGCUGCAGGCUGCGAACGAUAUCAUCCACAGGACCAAGAAGGGGAAGCUGCCCAUCGUCUCGAAGACCGGCUUCCUGGUGGCCCUGAUCGCCCGGACCGACCUCAAGAAGAACGCGGAGUACCCGCUGGCGACUAAGGACGCGAACAAGCAGUUGCGGGUGGCCGCGAGCAUCGGGACCCGCCCGGAGGAUCGCACCCGAGCCACGGCGCUGGUCGCUGCUGGCGUGGACGCCAUCGUCGUGGACAGCAGCCAGGGCGACAGCGCGUUCCAGCACGACAUCGUCAGGUGGAUGAAGCAGCAGUUCCCCGACCUCCAGGUCAUCGGCGGCAACGUGGUGACGAAGCGGCAGGCGAAGCACCUCAUCGACUCCGGCGUCGACGCCCUCCGCGUGGGCAUGGGCAUCGGCUCCAUCUGCACCACGCAGGAGGUCUGCGCCUGUGGCCGCGCUCAGGCCUCUGCCAUCUACAACGUGGCCAGGUUUGCCAAGAAGUACGGCGUGCCGGUGAUCGCGGACGGUGGCAUCGGCAGCCCAGGACACAUCGUCAAGGCGUUGUGCAUGGGCGCCAACGUGGCCAUGUGCGGGAGCCUGCUGGCCGGCACCGAGGAGUCCCCCGGCGAUUUCUUCUUCCAGAACGGUGUGCGCCUGAAGAGGUACCGCGGCAUGGGGUCCCUCGACGCCAUGAAGAAGGGUUCCGACGACCGCUACUUCGGGUCUGCGGCGAGCAUCAAGGUGGCCCAGGGCGUCUCCGGCAGCGUGCAGGACAAGGGCUCCCUGCGAAGCUACGUGCCGUACCUCGUGCAGGGCGUGAAGCACGGGCUGCAGGACAUCGGCGCCCAGAGCGCGGAGCAGCUGCGCGCGCAGCUGUACUCGGGCGAGCUCAGGUUCGAGCUGCGUAGCGCGGCCGCGCAGCGGGAGGGCGGCGUGCACGGCCUUCACAGCUUCGAGCGCAAGCUCUUCAAGUGCCACGUCAGCGCCCCGCAGGCCGCGGGCCCAGCCGCCGGCGCCGCGAGCGCGACUGGCGCCGAGGCGCCGGCCGCCGAGGCGCGGGCAGCGAGCUCGACGGGCGCCGCGGGGCAGCAGAUCGAGGCGGCCAGGCUGGAAAUCCAGCAGGCCAAGAGGGUGGGCAAGCAGAAGCAGGCUGCCCUGCCCAAAGCCGACUCUGACGACUUCGACGCUCUGCUUGAGGAGUUCACCGCCAAGGACGACACUUGCUCGUUCGGGAACUGCAAGGCGAAAAUACACACGCUCAUGGACAGCAUGGCCAAGUGCGGGUAUUGCCACAAGCGGUUCUGCAUGACCCACGUCCAGGCCGAAGUGCACGGCUGCGGGGACGCGGCCCAGAGGGCCGAGCAGAAGAAGUUUCGGCAGGCCGCCGAGGCGCAGCUGGGCGGGCGGGGUACCUGCCUCGCGAGCAGGCCCGGAGGCGACAACAGGGGCGCGGUGGCCAGCAAGCUGCAGGACAAGCUGCAGAAGCAGCAGGAGGGCCGAGCCGCCAAGAAGAAGGAGGGCAAGAAGUAG
Molecule: messenger RNA, 2169 nt
Organism: Prorocentrum cordatum
Lineage: Eukaryota; Dinophyceae; Prorocentrales; Prorocentraceae
Source: the annotation of a GenBank genome assembly